CGCCACGACAACCUGACGACAGAAAGAUUUUAAAAUUGCUAGACCGUCCGAGGGAAAUGGUGGACAGUCAAGUGCGGAGCUACCGUGUUUUCGUGGUUGUGGUAGCAACAGUUGCGGAGACGCUGUCUUCUUAAGGCGUGGGACGAAUGAGAGCACGACCAUUCUAAUGACUAUCUACGCAAUAAACUCGUACGGCUUUUUUGUAGCCCGGCUCUGCGCAAGCCCGAACUCCGUGGGGUCAAAAGUUGGGUUCAGGGUCCUCGGCUCCCGGUCAGGCGGUACCACAGUGGUGGUACGCGUACCUACUACUACAGAGAGAAAGGUUUUGUUGCUUUCAUCUAUUGUCACUGCUCAAACAGCUCAGCAUCUUUCGCAUGACCAACGAUUCUUACUCUUAGACAAUCGCAGUAGUCAGCAAUGGCUGAGGUCAGUCAGGAUUUUCACCGGUCAAGCGGACUACACAGCGCUGGACUCGUACCACUUUACAGGCAGCGGCAUUUCGCCAUCCGGUGUUGAUCCAACCCCAUCCUCUCUGGGCGUUGGCGCGGCUCCGCCACGCAGCCCCAUGCGCGGAGAACCACGCAACUCUCCGCUGGCGCGGAAGUCUCUCCGCCAGCUGGAUGCUUCUUAGUCACUAGUACCACCACAAAAUUGCCUGUGCUUUGCUCUGAUAACCCAAGCUUAUCAACCUCACCUGUUUCUGGCCUCAGUCGACAUUGGAAACUCAUCUUAAACAUGCCAUGGCAUUCCAUUAUUUCCACGGAAUUUGCCGUAGUCGCUAGCCACUUGUACUCCAUUACGCCUUAGGGCCUACCAGUAUUUAUGAUAUAAAAAUAUGAUCACCAUCUCCAAUUUGCAACAGCGUUGCCGCCAUAGCUUUUUGAGAAAAACCUGGGGCGCCC
Aplosporella prunicola CBS 121167 is the source of this 902-nucleotide messenger RNA. RefSeq lists its product as uncharacterized. Lineage: Eukaryota; Fungi; Ascomycota; Dothideomycetes; Botryosphaeriales; Aplosporellaceae. The transcript has a single exon. The record is from RefSeq and is a predicted model, not a curated record. The coding region runs from base 167 to 631 and encodes 154 amino acids.